Sesamum indicum (sesame) is the source of this 980-nucleotide messenger RNA. RefSeq names its product vesicle transport v-SNARE 13. NCBI's taxonomy places the organism in Eukaryota, Viridiplantae, Streptophyta, Magnoliopsida, Lamiales, Pedaliaceae. Gene Ontology annotation, molecular function: SNARE binding; SNAP receptor activity. Gene Ontology annotation, biological process: vesicle-mediated transport; vesicle fusion; intracellular protein transport. Gene Ontology annotation, cellular component: endoplasmic reticulum membrane; SNARE complex; Golgi apparatus. The record is from RefSeq and is a predicted model, not a curated record.
CUUCAACCCGAUUCUCCAGGUUAUUUUCAUUUUCCUGGAUCACAUAAGGGUUGUGCUUCUUGUCGCUAAGCGAAGAUUUUCAAAUUUUGGGGUCAUACUACAGAUUGGAUGGGAGGUUGAUUUAUCUUUCUUCUUUUUUUCUCUCAAUUUAAUCAUAAAGUUUACGAUGAGCGAGGUAUUUGAAAGUUACGAGCGCCAGUAUUGCGAGCUCUCUGCGAAUUUAUCGAAGAAGACCUCUUCGGUUAGUUAUCUUGAUGGAGAGCAACAGAAGCAAAAGAUUUCUGAAGUAAGAGGUGGACUGGAUGAGGCUGAAGCUUUGAUACGUAAGAUGGACCUUGAGGCCCGUGGUUUGCAGCCAAACAUUAAGGCAGUGCUUCUUGCCAAGCUGAGAGAGUAUAAAUCUGAUCUGAACAAUUUGAAAAACGAAGUAAAGCGAAUUGCAUCAAUGAACUUAAACCAGGCUGCCCGGGAUGAGUUGCUGGAGGCAGGGAUGGCUGACACAUUGACGGCAUCAGCAAACCAAAGGGACAGAUUGUUAAUGUCAACUGAAAGAUUGAACAAUUCCGGCAACAGGAUCAGUGAAAGUAGAAAGGUCAUGCUGGAGACAGAAGAGCUUGGUGUGUCACUUCUUCAGGAUUUACACCAACAACGUCAGUCUCUCUUACAUGCUAAUAACACGCUACAUGGUGUGGAUGACAACAUAAGCAGGAGCAAGCGAGUUAUAACUUCUAUAUCAAGGAGGAUGAGCCGAAACAAGUGGAUUAUUGGUGCUAUAAUUUCAGUACUGGUUCUUGUUAUCCUCUUGAUCUUGUAUUUCAAACUUGCUAAAUGACCAAAAGAACCACAUAAUUUUGAGGAACAGUUUAGUGAGUUUCUUCUUUUUGUUAUGUUCGUUAAUUUAAUUAACUCGAGGGUCCAGACACUCUCAUUUGAUGUGACUUUAAAAUUUUGAAUAGUUACGAUUCUACUAUUUAUUAGUA